This is a messenger RNA of Chondrus crispus (carragheen), 1688 nucleotides long. RefSeq lists its product as hypothetical. NCBI's taxonomy places the organism in Eukaryota, Rhodophyta, Florideophyceae, Gigartinales, Gigartinaceae. The transcript has 2 exons. Gene Ontology annotation, cellular component: nucleus. The record is from RefSeq and is a predicted model, not a curated record. Gene Ontology annotation, molecular function: zinc ion binding; ubiquitin protein ligase activity. Bases 1 to 984 code for a protein of 327 amino acids. Gene Ontology annotation, biological process: ubiquitin-dependent protein catabolic process; protein ubiquitination.
AUGGAGGAGAGCGUGAGGCGCCUGUUUGGCAAGCAGUAUCAGGUCGCGAAGAGGGACGCCGAUGGCUUGCUGGGCUGCAAACAUUACGCGAGGGCCUGCAAGCUUAAGGCAAAGUGCUGCGACUUGGUUGUCGCCUGCCGGUUUUGUCAUGACGAGGAGAUGGGCGAUGAUCAUGAGAUGGAUCGCUUUGCGACGGAGAGGAUUGUCUGCAUGCGCUGUUGGAAGGACCAGCCUGUUGCUGCACGAUGUGUUGAUUGUAGCGCCCAGUUUGCCCAUUGGUUUUGCAAGCACUGCCGCUUCUUUGAGAACACCCCGACAAAGAAAGUCUACCACUGCGAUCUCUGUAAUAUAUGCAGGCUGGGCGAGGGCUUGGGCAUUGACAACUUCCACUGCCACAAGUGCGACGCCUGCGUCUCGUUGGAGUCAAAGAGCAGGCAUCGCUGCAUCGGCAAGGCCCUGCAUGCCAACUGCCCCGUAUGCACGGGCUACCUCUUCACCUCCACCGAACCCGUCGUCUUCAUGCGGUGCGGACACACCAUGCAUAGCGAGUGUUUCCGCCAAUACACCACGCGUCGCUUCCAGUGCCCGCUGUGCAUGCACUCCAUCGUGGACAUGAAGAAGCGCUUCGAGUACAUCGACGAGUGCGUGCGCAAUGAGCCGAUGCCGUCCGAGUUCCACCGCAAGCGCUCGCGCAUCCUGUGCAACGACUGCGGCAACAAGUGCGUCGCCAAGUACCACUUCGAGCACCACAAGUGUGACAACGACCGCUGCAGCAGCUACAAUACCCGCGUCCUCGAGGAGUUCGACGUCCCGCAAGAACACCAUCACUCGUUCUACCACGCGUCGGGGGAAGAGACGGCGGAGACCAUGCCUCACCUCCCUCGUGACACGGUCUCCGCCUUGCGUCUCGACGAGGGGGGCCCGAACGUCGUCCCGUGCUCCGUUGGCGCUCCGUCACAUGGUAGCACGCCAGACCCGUCGUGAACCGACGCCCCAGACACCGUGCCUGACCGCUUAUCAGACCAAGCUAGAGGUGUGGUACUCCUUGCCGCUUCGGGUGCUUCUUGACAUACAUUGUGCUUGUAGGCGCAAAAUGUUCGAGAGCAUCCCCACCCUUUGUCUGCCCAGGACUCAUGCAAAUACGAAAAACAACUCCGGUUUUUUGACAUGCUGGCAGGCACAGGGUUUGCGCUGCAAUGCGUCGCGUGGUAUGCAGUUUUUUUUUUUUUUUAAUCCGAAUACGUGGAGCUGCGCGUAUUCUCAGGAGGAGGGUCUCGGUGUGUGUAGGAGAGUGGAGUGAGCGUGAGAGAAGGAGAGAGAUAGAAGUUGCGUGUGGAGUGUAUGUGUUUGUGUAUGUGAGUGUGUCUUUUUCCGAGACGAAGGUCGCGUGAGAUAGUCAAGUCUGUAUGACGGACACACACCCAGUACAAACAUGGCCACCACGCUUAUCGCAACAGUUGGUUUACGUUUGAAUAAUUCUAGAGUGACUUCACGACAGAGUUUUUUGCUCAAUUGUCUCGCCUCUGCGGCGUGCGUAACCGACGCCAAUAGCGAAUAGGCUUUUUUAGCCAAUGUUUUUUUGUUUUUAUGUGUUCCAUGUUUUCAAAAGUCGCAGAAGGCAGAGCGAGCGGGCACACACGGGCGACUACAAGAUUCAAUAAAAACGUAUCUCGUCUCGCCCGAAAAAA